GCCCGCCUCCGCGCGGCCGGUCCGUCGCCUCCUGGACAGACCGAGGGCGGGACGUGGGUGCGGGGGCGCGGCGCGCGGCAGAGCUGAGACGGCGGCGGUGGCGGCGACUGCACGGGGCCCGGCGCUCGGCAUGGCUCGCCUGGGGCUCGGUCUGGUGAGCUGUACCUUCUUUCUAGCAGUGAAUGGUCUAUAUUCUUCUAGCGAUGAUGUAAUCGAAUUAACUCCAUCAAAUUUCAACCGAGAAGUCAUUCAAAGUGAUAGUUUGUGGCUUGUAGAAUUCUAUGCUCCAUGGUGUGGUCACUGCCAGAGGUUAACACCAGAAUGGAAGAAAGCAGCAACUGCGUUAAAAGAUGUUGUAAAAGUUGGUGCAGUUGAUGUGGAUAAACAUCAGUCCCUGGGAGGUCAGUAUGGUGUUCAGGGAUUCCCUACCAUCAAGAUUUUUGGAUCCAACAAAAACACACCAGAAGAUUACCAGGGUGGCAGAACUGGUGAAGCCAUUGUAGAUGCUGCACUCAGUGCUCUGCGCCAGCUCGUGAAGGAUCGCCUCGGGGGAAGGAGUGGUGGAUAUAGUUCUGGAAAACAAGGGAGAGGUGAUAGUUCAAGUAAGAAGGACGUGAUUGAGCUAACGGACGACAACUUUGAUAAAAAUGUCCUUGACAGUGAAGACGUUUGGAUGGUUGAGUUUUACGCUCCUUGGUGUGGACACUGCAAAAACCUAGAGCCAGAAUGGGCUGCUGCAGCUUCAGAGGUGAAAGAACAAACAAAAGGAAAAGUGAAACUGGCAGCUGUGGACGCCACGGUCAAUCAGGUUCUAGCCUCCCGAUACGGGAUUAGGGGCUUUCCUACAAUCAAGAUAUUUCAGAAAGGCGAGUCUCCUGUGGAUUAUGAUGGUGGGCGGACCAGAUCCGACAUAGUGUCCCGGGCUCUUGAUUUGUUUUCUGAUAACGCCCCACCUCCUGAGCUGCUUGAGAUAAUCAACGAGGAUGUCGCCAAGAGGACUUGUGAGGAGCAUCAGCUCUGUGUCGUGGCCGUGCUGCCCCACAUCCUCGAUACUGGAGCUGCAGGCAGAAAUUCUUACUUGGAAGUUCUUCUGAAGUUGGCAGACAAAUACAAAAAGAAAAUGUGGGGGUGGCUGUGGACAGAAGCUGGAGCCCAGAGUGAACUUGAGAACGCGCUGGGCAUUGGAGGGUUUGGGUACCCCGCCAUGGCCGCCAUCAAUGCGCGCAAGAUGAAGUUUGCUCUGCUGAAAGGGUCUUUCAGUGAACAAGGCAUUAACGAGUUUCUCAGGGAGCUCUCUUUUGGGCGUGGCUCUACGGCUCCGGUGGGAGGCGGGGCUUUCCCCAGCAUCAGCGAGAGAGAGCCUUGGGACGGCAAGGAUGGUGAGCUUCCCGUGGAAGACGACAUUGACCUCAGUGAUGUGGAGCUUGAUGACUUAGAGAAGGAUGAGUUGUGAGAAUGACAGCAGAGGCUUCAAACUGUUUUCUUUUCUUGGGAGCCAGCGGAUUUUUCCAGCAGUGAAGGAGCAUUCUUUACAAUCAGAUGAACCUACCAGUGGCCUUUUAAACCAAGAAGUAGCACUUGAAUGGUCAUUUGAAAACACUGCAACAGUGAACUUUUGCAUCUCAAGAAAACAUUGAAAAAAUUCUAUGAAUUGUUGUAGCCAGUGAAUUGUAUUGUAUUGUCACAUAAUAUUUUGAAGAAAACUCAGCUGUUGAAAAUUUUUUCCUUCCUCUGACUGCUGCUUGAAUGAAUGUUCUUGGAGGCUGUUUCUUAUGUAUAGGUUUUUUAAUGUGAUUCCUUCAUUUGAAUAUUAAUGGCUUUUUCCAUUAAAGAAUUAAACAAUAUUUUGGACAAUGC
Messenger RNA from Propithecus coquereli (Coquerel's sifaka), 1857 nucleotides. It is a transcript of the gene PDIA6, whose product is annotated as protein disulfide isomerase family A, member 6. Bases 131 to 1453 code for a protein of 440 amino acids. Gene Ontology annotation, biological process: response to endoplasmic reticulum stress. The record is from RefSeq and is a predicted model, not a curated record. The transcript has 13 exons. Gene Ontology annotation, cellular component: endoplasmic reticulum lumen. Gene Ontology annotation, molecular function: protein-disulfide reductase activity; protein disulfide isomerase activity. NCBI's taxonomy places the organism in Eukaryota, Metazoa, Chordata, Mammalia, Primates, Indriidae.